AUGCCUCGUCGACCAUUGAACACAGCAUUUUUGCUGGCAAUAGCGUCAUGUUUACCAUCUGUUGUAUUGAUGACGUCAUCAUACGACGACUACAGUCGCCUGUACACUGAGAUGACCACAGGGAGAUAUAACCCCCACACCAGACCCGUGCGGAACCAAUCUCACCCUCUCACAGUUUAUGUCAUUUUCCAUAUUGUCAGUCUGCUACGCAUAAACGAAUUAGACCAAACCAUGGACAUAAAUGCAUAUAUCGAUUUUUCGUGGAAUGACGAAAUUCGAACCUGGGACCCUGCAUGCUAUAGCGACAUUACUGUCAUUCGACCCGAUCCUUCCCACAUGUGGCGUCCCCGAAACAUCAUAUCUAACUCUGUGGGAAAAAGUGACAUUUUUGAAGACAACUACAUACCAGCCUCUAUCAAGUACAACGGUGAGUCUAAAUGGUCCCCUGGUUCAGUUUUCUCUACCUCCUGCGAUAUGGACUUUACUUAUUUCCCAUUUGACCAGCAAGAAUGCCGAAUGUUUUUCUUCUUCUACAACUCGGAACGUGAGGUAAAAGUCACGAAGGGUCAGCAGGAGGGCAGACUAUUCACAUACAGCACCAACGGAGAAUGGGAUAUCGUUUUCUCAACUAUUGAGAUAAUUUCCUCGGUAAACAAAGACGUACCUGCAGCAUUCAUUGUCCGUUUUAAGCUCCAGAGAAGACCAGACUUUUUCGUAUUCAACGUCGUUAUCCCUUUAGUGAUAAUGUCUGCGUUGUCCUCACUUGUGUUCGUACUCCCAGAGACCAGCGGCGAGCGCGCUUCCUUCUCGACCACGAUGCUGCUCUCUCAAACUUUCUUCAUGGGCACGGUGACCGGGGAGCUCCCCCAUAGAUCGGACACGUUCCCCAUCAUCGUCUUCUACAUCUUCAGCCUCUUCAUUCUGAAUUGCAUUUGCGUCAUAGCGGCAGUGUUGCAGCUCCGUUGUCACACAAGACCAAGCAAAUCCGUGGCUUCAAAAACAUACUCUGACGUCAAAACUGCUCACACCGCUGCGUUCCAGUCAAACAAGAUUCCCUUCAGCUCUCAACUGGCUCUGGUACCAGUCUAUAAGUACUGCGGCUUGUCGACUUGUAGUUAA
Aplysia californica (California sea hare) is the source of this 1119-nucleotide messenger RNA. Its product is annotated as neuronal acetylcholine receptor subunit alpha-3-like. Lineage: Eukaryota; Metazoa; Mollusca; Gastropoda; Aplysiida; Aplysiidae. The record is from RefSeq and is a predicted model, not a curated record. Gene Ontology annotation, molecular function: extracellular ligand-gated monoatomic ion channel activity; transmembrane signaling receptor activity; neurotransmitter receptor activity. Gene Ontology annotation, biological process: nervous system process; signal transduction; regulation of membrane potential. The transcript is spliced from 2 exons. The coding region runs from base 1 to 1119 and encodes 372 amino acids. Gene Ontology annotation, cellular component: membrane; synapse; neuron projection.